Messenger RNA from Phalaenopsis equestris, 2503 nucleotides. Its product is annotated as nucleolar complex protein 2 homolog. The record is from RefSeq and is a predicted model, not a curated record. The transcript is spliced from 13 exons. Gene Ontology annotation, biological process: ribosomal large subunit biogenesis. The coding region runs from base 80 to 2158 and encodes 692 amino acids. Gene Ontology annotation, cellular component: Noc1p-Noc2p complex; nucleoplasm; Noc2p-Noc3p complex. NCBI's taxonomy places the organism in Eukaryota, Viridiplantae, Streptophyta, Magnoliopsida, Asparagales, Orchidaceae.
UGCUGAAAAUUUUCUCUGAUUUUAUUGGUUAUUACACAUUUCUUACUUUCAGGAUCUUUUCUAGGAAGAGACACAAAAGAUGGGGAAGCUCGGAAAGAAAGCUAGGAAGUUCGCAAAGAAGAACCUCCAGUCUGUUCUGAGGAAGAAGCGCAAGUUCAAGGCCAUGCUCAAGCGCAAAAGUGCUCCAGUAGAUCACAGGGACAAUGUUGAAAAAUAUGAUGCUUUGUCAUCCGAAGAACAAUUUAAAGGGAAAUUGGAACACACUACAAUUGACGUGGCAGCUUCUAGCAAUUCUCUUGAUAACAUCUAUAUUGAAGAUGAUAUGGACUUGGUUGAGGAUGAAUCUGAAAGCGAAGACAUUCUUUCAGAGGAUCCCGAAUGCCCAUAUGUUUCUGAUAUUGAACUUGACAGUAAUGACAAAGACAAUAGUGAGUGUGCUGCUUUAUCCGAAAGCAACAAAAAUAUUCACAUGGAGAUUGUAAAGCAGAAGAGAAAGCUCGACAGGCUGCUGGAGAAGGUUCCAAAAUUUUCUAAAUUUUUGGAAAGUCGAAGAGCUGCACUUCAGAAAUCAAAGAACGUUGAAACUGAUUCUGAUGAGGAACCCGAUGCAAAUUACUCUAGUGGUGUUUCAGUAAAUGAGGAUAUGCAUUUACAAGAUAGGAGAUCCACCAACAGCUAUACUGUAGAUGUCUGGUGUUGGCUAGUAGUACAGCAGCCUGAAGGACCUGCACUACCUAAUCUUCUUAAUACAUUUCAAGCUGCUUGCCAUUAUGGUUUUGAUUCAGAUGAAAGCCAUUUGCAUGAAAUUUCAGAUAAAAAAGUGUUCUCUAGGGUGCUAAUGUUUAUCUUGUGUGAAGCUGAUGGUAUUUUUCGGAAAUGGUUGGGAAUUUCAGAUUCAUGCAACAAAGAUAGUUUUUUGAAAUUGAUGAACAAAUCAGAAUGGAAAUUAGCGAUGCCAUUAAUUAAAUCCUAUUUGAGAAGUUGCUUGCUUCUUCUAAAUCAAGUAACUGAAGGCCAAAUUCUUGUCUUCAUUUUAUGCCGGCUUAGAUCUUCAAUAGUUUUUUUUGCUGCCUUCCCAUCGCUUACUCAGUUGCUUAUCAAGAUCUCAGUUCAUUUAUGGGUGACUGGGGAGGAAAGCCUGUCUCUUUCUUCUUUUCUUGUUGUCCGAGAGAUUGCAUCUAAGUUGCCUUCUGAUUGGUAUGAUACUUGCUUGAUGAAGACAUAUAAAGCUUUUAUUGGACAUUCAAGGUUUUUUGAACCUGGAAAUCCGAAGCAAGUUGAAUUUCUUAAGAAAUCAAUUGUGGAAUUGUACUCUUUGGAUCUGCCAAGAUCCUACCAGCAAGUACUUGCAUCCUUACAACAGUUGGCCAGUAUAUUGCGCCAGACUAUGAAAACCAAGACGAAGGAAGACCUCAACAAGAUACACAAUUGGCAGUAUAUUCAUUGCAUUAGUCUUUGGGUGAAUUUUAUAGAUUGUAACCUGAAGGAUCAAGAUCUUCAGCCGCUGCUCUCCUUAUCUAUUCUAAUCAUAAAAGGAAUAGCUCAUUUAUUUCCCGGUCUCCGAUACGUGCCUCUAAGAUUUAGAUGUGUUCAGAUGCUCAAUCAACUCUCUUUUUCUAGUGGUGUGUUUAUUCCUGUUGCCUCUCUUUUCUUUGACUGUUUGGACAAUAAAGGUUCUACCGCCGAUGGUGCUCGUGUGAAAGCAUUUGAUUUUUCAACCAUGCUAAAGGUGCCGAAACGUUUGUUGAAAUCACGUAAUUUUCAGGAGGAGUGUAUCCUCUCUGCAGUUGAACUAAUUUCAGCACAUUUUUCGCAAUGGAGAUAUCAUAUAUCUUUCCCUGAGUUGGUAACUAUUCCUUUGAUGUUAUUCAAGAGAUUCCAUGAAAACUUGAGUAAUGAGACACUUCGACGGCCGGUGAAACACUUUAUAGAUCAGGUCGAAAAAAAUAAAGAAUAUAUUGAGAGGAGAAGAGAUGAAAUUUCUUUCUCACCCAGUGAUAAUGCGGCCAUUGAUUCAUUCCUUCAGCUGGAGAAGAAUUGUUCCAAUUCAAACUGUUCUUUCAGUCAGUACUAUGCUAGCUUACAACAGAAGUCCCACUCCAGAAUUUCCUUAAUUUUCUCAGGCAAUGCACAUUUACUUUCCUGUACAUCAAACUGAAUUUCCACUGAAUUAGAGAUGAAGCUAUUAGAAAGGCUCAACUCUCAUGGUCUGAUUACUUCUACUUAUUCUGUGCAUUGCAGACAGUGCAGUUAGUUUAGAGAGUAGUGGGCCCACAAAAUUGAAUUUUCUCUCUUUUACAGAGCUGCAUUCACAAAACGGACCACCCAAAACUUACUAUUUACAAAUCAAACACCCUAUUACAUCCAUUUUUCAAAAUAUCUCUCAAAUAUCAAAAUUACCCAUAUUUUUCAUUUUUAUCAACCGGUCUGUAUGUACUUAUCCAUAUUUUUGGAAAUUACUUACAGACCACCCAAAACAUACUAUUUACAAAUCAACCACGCU